Oppia nitens is the source of this 2271-nucleotide messenger RNA. Its product is annotated as ATP-binding cassette sub-family G member 4-like. Lineage: Eukaryota; Metazoa; Arthropoda; Arachnida; Sarcoptiformes; Oppiidae. Gene Ontology annotation, cellular component: plasma membrane. The transcript is spliced from 3 exons. Bases 1 to 2271 code for a protein of 756 amino acids. The record is from RefSeq and is a predicted model, not a curated record. Gene Ontology annotation, molecular function: ATP hydrolysis activity; ABC-type transporter activity; ATP binding.
AUGGCAGACCAUCAAACCUAUGAGGAAUUAAACGCUAAUCAACUGAUGGCAAACAACAAUAAUAAUUCAGUUAAUGGUAUAAACAAUGGUAACAACAAACAGGUAGCAAUGAUGAUGAAGACCCCGUCCACUGAUACUAAUGGAUCAGCUGCUGGUGGUGGUGGUAGCAAAGAUGGUACCAUCAUUGAAGUUUCCUGGCGUAAUCUGGUCUAUACAGUACCGAAAAGUCGAUUGGCCAGUCUGAUGCGUAAAGACAACCGCAAUCGGACAAUACUUAAAGGACUAUCCGGUUAUUUUCGUAGCGGUAAUCUGACGGCCAUAAUGGGUCCGUCGGGUGCCGGCAAAUCAACACUAUUGGAAUGUGUAUCGGGUUUCCGCAAAAAUGGACUCUCCGGUGACGUCAAGAUUACCGGUAGCAGUAGUAUUAAGAUCGGACUCAUAGCCCAAAAUGAUCACCUAUUGAAUCAGUUGACAGUCAAAGAGGCUCUGAUAUUUGCAUCCAAAUUGAAAAAUUACAACCAUUUGGAUAACAGUAGUAAAGAGUUGGCCGAAGUUAUUGUCGACGAUAGUUAUGCCGAAAGUCAAGUGGUCAUUGCCGGCACUGAUUCGUCGUCAUAUCACGAUAUGCUGGCCAGACAUGUCAUCAAACAGUUGGGUCUGGAAGUGUGUGCCGACACCCGCAGUGCCAACUGUUCCGGCGGUCAACGCAAGCGACUAUCGAUAGCAUUGGAAUUGAUUUCAAAGCCCAAUAUUCUGAUAUUAGAUGAGCCGACCUCUGGUCUGGACAGUUCCGCCUGCUAUCAGACCGUAUCGGUAAUGCAAGACCUAACCCAACAGAUGCAAUCGAAAAACCCGAUAGCCGUUGUGGCCACCAUUCAUCAGCCGUCGGCUCGGGUGUUCAAUCUGUUUCAUCAUGUCUAUGUUAUAUCGUUUGAUGGCCAAUGUAUCUAUCAGGGAUCACCGACGGAACUGAUCAGUCAGCUAUCGGCAGUCGGCCUGAACUGUCCACAGUUUCACAAUCCGGCCGAUUUCAUAGCCGAAGUGGCCUCAGGCGAAUACGGUCACGAAGGUAUUGUCAAAUUGGCCGACAAUAAAAAACAGGCCGACUCUCUACAGCCGCCGAUUAGCGGCCCGAAAACACUGACAUUGGCUCAGAUAUCGCAAACCCAAUCCUAUCCGAUACUAUUGCACACUUGGCUACUGUUUUAUCGGUCAUUGUUGGUCAUCCUGAGGGAUCCGAUGUUGACAUCGUUGCGUUUUAUCUCUCACUUGGUUACCGCCGUUUUCAUUGGCCUACUCUACGGCGACGCUAUCGGCGCGCCGGGCGGUUGUCCGCCGCAAGUGUCGCCGCUCAACGAUUUGGAACAUUUUGCCGAAUUUCGCGAAACCUACGAAAAAGAGACGAUAACUAUUACCGAAAAUGUGGCCUUUAUUUUCUUUACAUUGAUGUUCAUAAUGUUCGGGGCAAUGAUGCCGACCAUAAUGACAUUCCCGCUGGAUAUGCAAGUGUUUCGCAAAGAGAGGACAAACGGUUGGUACAGUUGCGGUACAUAUUAUUUGGCCAAAACACUGGCCGACAUGCCUUUCCAGUUUGUAUUUCCGGCCACUUUUACCGCUGUCAGCUACUAUAUGACCGGCCAGGAUGGUUCAGUGUUGCGUUUCGGCGGUUUUACCGCCAUUUCGAUUGCAAUUGCACUUAUAGCCCAAAGUCAGGGCCUACUUAUCGGCGCCCUAUUCAUGGAAGAUGCCAGCGCUGCCGUAUUUCUCGGUCCCAUAACCUGUAUCCCACUCAUGCUAUUUGCCGGCUUUUUUGUCCGCAUCUCAACCAUACCCAUCUAUUUCCGACCCCUAACCUACAUAUCCUAUUUGCGCUAUUCGUUCGAGGCCUACAUUGCCGUACUCUACGGCUACAAUCGAUGCCAAUGGGAUCCGUCGCUGGCCAAUCUGACCAAUGCUAAACCCGAAUGGCUAGAAUAUUUGUCCCAAAUUCUGGCACCCGAUACCAAUUUGGACAGCGAUGGCGAGUCGUCGGGCGGUGGCGGCGGAGGCGGCGGCGGCGGCGACGAUAACUUUAUACAGACAUUGUUGGACAACUUGAGCGGCCAGUUCAGCUCGAGUACCGAAGAUGACUACAAGUCUAUUGUUAUGUCACAGUUUGAGGUUACCGACGAUAGCCUGAUCUGGAACACCAUAAUCCUGAUCCUGUUUUUCGUGAUUAUGCGUAUCCUAACCUAUGGUGUACUCCUAUGGAAAGUUAAUAAACGGGAAUAA